Molecule: messenger RNA, 3300 nt
Organism: Eimeria acervulina
Lineage: Eukaryota; Apicomplexa; Conoidasida; Eucoccidiorida; Eimeriidae
Exons: 1
Coding region: 1-3300 (1099 amino acids)
Biological process (GO): regulation of transcription by RNA polymerase II
Cellular component (GO): Set3 complex
Source: RefSeq, a predicted model, not a curated record
AUGACGGCGCACGUAAUCACACACUGCAGCCUGGAGCUGCGGAAGCAGCAGCAACACCAGCAGCACCUGCUGCAGCUAAAACAACACGGGCGGGGGGACACUCUGGAGAGCAGCAGCAGCAGCAGCAGCAGCAGUAGCAUUGCCCUUAAGACCCGCAGCACCAGCUACAGCAGCCGCUUCUCUGUUACCUCAUCUUCUAACGGGAGCUUCAGCGUUGCAGCACCGGAAGCAGCAGCAGGCGGAGCAGCAGGAGAAGCAUCAGAAGCAGCAGCAGCAGCAGCAGCAGCAGCAGCAGCAGCAGCAGCAGCAGCAACAGGGGGCCUGCAGCAGGGCCUCGUGGAGCUUCAGGUCGGUUCCCGCCUUUUCCAUUUGACACGGGAGACCGUUGCGAAGUGUCCCCUACUGCAGCAGCAGCUGGAGCAGCAGCAGGAGCUGCUGCAGCAGCAGCAGCAGCAGCAGCUGCAGCAGCAGCAAGAGGGGGAAGGAGGUGUGUUAGCAGCUAAGGAGGCUGCAGGGCCGAGGGCCCCCCGCUUGCUGCUUGAUUGUUUGCCUGAGGUUUUUUUUAUUGUUUUAAAUUAUCUUAGGACAGGCGAACUAGAUAAAGAGACAUUUCUGCUGGCAGCAGCAGCAGCAGGGGGGCCCCACAGCAGCGCAAGCGGAGAGAGAUUGCUGCGGAGGGAGUUCAGGCUGCUGCUGCUGCCUUGGCCAGAGCGCUGCAUGCGCUGCAGCUGUCUCUUUGAUCCCCAGCUGUAUAGGCAGCUACCUAACGGGGAGCUGCCUGUACACCCUGCUACUGCUGCAGCGGGGCCCUCUGCUGCAGCUGCAGCAGCAGCAGCAGCAGCAGCACCCGUGUGCUACUUCCACCCAGGCACCCUCUGCUGCAGCAACAGCAGCUGCUGCUCCUUCUUCAGCAACCCCAGAAGCAGCAACAGUGCAGCCGGCGAGGGCACUAACCGCAGCAGCAACCGCAGCAGCAGCAGCAGCAGCAACCGUAGCAGCAGCAGCAGCAGAAGCAGCGGCUGCUGCUGUUGCAGCAAUGCUAAGCUAACCUACAGCUGCUGCGGGGCGGAAGAAGGCGCUGUGGGGUGCGCAGCAACAACACACAUCAGCAGCAGAAGCAGGACGUGGCAGCAGCAGCAGCCGCAACAGCAACAGCAGCAGCAGCAACAGCAGCAGCAGCAGCUGGAGCUCGAAGGAAGCCAGUGCUGGCGCUCCACGUCCCCUGCUGCUGCUGCGAAGGGACACCUGAAAGGAAGAGGAGACACUGGGGGACGCACUUGGGCAGCAGCAGCACCAGCAGCAGCAACAGCAGCAGCAGCCGCAGCAGCAGCAGCAGCAGCAGCAAAACCAGAAGCAGGAGCAGGGACUCCUUUUGCUGCUGCAGAGGAUUUUGUCGAGGGCCCCCCAACAGAAAGGCGACUACGAGCAGCAGAUGUCUCUGCUGCAGAUGUUGCUGCUGGCAGCAGCAUAGCGGAACAGCAGCAGCAGCAAGAGCAGCAGCAGCAGCAAGAGCAACAGCAGCAGCAAGAGCAGCAGCAACAGCAGCAACAGCAGCAGCAGCAGCAGCAGCAGCAGCAAGAGUGCAAGAGAGGUGAGAGUUUUUCGUUUUCUUCUUCUGUCUCUUCUUCUUACUGGCCGUUCCUUGCCGGCUGUUCUUUAGGGGGGCCCCCCUUCAUUUGUAGCGGGGGGCCCCCUCUGUACCCUCCAACAGGGGCCCCCCCUUACCCUUUUGCUUCUUAUACAGGAGCAGCAGAAGAAGAAGAAGAAUAUCACCUGCAGCAACAGCAACAGCAACAGCAGCAGCAGGGCUGUGCUGCUGCUGCUGCUGCAUUGACAAUGCAGCAACGGUGUGCAGCAGAGCAGCAGGAUUUCAUAGGGUACAGUGGGGGGGCCCCCCUUGAGGGGCCCCCCGGGCGUUGGUGCUGUGCUUUCCCUCAAGGUUUUUCUAGCUGCGACUAUCUGCUGCAGCUGCAGCAGCAGCAGCAGCAGCAGCAGCAGCAAAUGAUGACGAUGAUGUAUUGCCCUUCAUGCCCUUACGGUACAGCUAAUUGGAGCGCUCUGCUACCUUCUCUGCUGCAUCUGCAAACAGGAGGGGGGGGCCCCCAGGGGCCCCUGGGGGGCCCCCCUUGCUUCACUGUAGGGGCCCCCUGUCUUCUCCCGGGUGCCACCGGCUGUUCUUUUGCUGCUAACUUCAGCACUACCAAACAAACACCUUUAGAUGAACUCAGCCCCUUCACCUCCCCAGCUUCAGAAAGAAAUGAGGGGCCCCCAGAGGGGCCCCCAGCUGAGGGGCCCCCAGAGGGGCCCACAGGUGAGGAGCCCCCUGAGGGGCCCUCAGGGGAGGUUCUUUUAGAGGGUCCUGAAGAAGGGGGCCCCCUAGAAGGGGUCCUUGAGGAGGGGCCCCCAACUGGGGGGCCCCUAGAGGGGCCCCCAGGGGAGGGGGCCCCAGAGGGGCCCCCAGGAGAGGGGCCCCUAGAGGGGCCCCCAGGGGAGGGGCCCCCUGGGGAGGGGCCCCUAGAGGGGGUUCAGUUGGAGGGUAUAGUGGAGGAUAGUGUGGGGCCCCCAGUUGAGAAGAAGGGUACAGUAGUAGGGGGCCCCUCUUCAUCAUCUCGUAGGGGCCCCCUUGCUUGUCGUUCUGAGAGCUGUCUGGGGAGGGGGGGCCCCCUGGGGCCCCUCUAUUGUAGUGUUGAUAGAGGAGAGGGUUUAGUCGGUUGUCUAGGGGAUAGCGGUGAUAUAGAAGAUGUUAGGAGGCCCCCUAGGGUGUAUAUGCACAAAAACGGCGGGGGGCCCCCAGGAGGGGGGGGGGCCCCCAGCGAGCUCGCCUGCUGUAGAGGCGGGCGCUGGCUGCUGCACAAAGAAGCAGCAGCUGCAGCAGCAGCUGCUGCAGCAGCAACAGCAGCAGCAACGCAACGGGGGGCUCCAGGAAGUAAAGAACGGGUUAAGACUGCAAGCAGCAGUCAGGGCCUCCUUGGGGAGGAGACUACGAUCCAGCAGCAGCAGCAGCAGCAGCAACAGCCGCAGCAGCAGCAGCAGCAACAGCCAACGCUGCAGAGACAGCAGCAAAACCAGAAGCCCAUGCGGGACCAACCGCAGCAGCAGGAGCCGCAGCAUGCGCAGCAACAGCAGCAGCAGCAGCAGCAGCAACAGCAGCAGCAGCAGCAGCAGUUGCAGCAGCAGGUGCGAUCUCGCGCACGAGUAAACGUGCGUUCCUCUCAAGGGCUGCAGGGCACCCCCUCAGCAAACCCUCUCUUUAAAACCCGAAUGUGUCAUUUAUAUAAGAGCGGCCUAUGCAGACUGUAA